AUAUUUAGUGAAAAAUAAAGUAGUUGUGGUCUUCCUUGCUCUGCCGUCUCUGUCAGUCAUCAAUUUCCGGAGCUUUUUCCAUCGGAGGAGAUGCAAUUUCGAAACUGGGAAUGGCAUCUUUCAGCUGCCUGAAUAUUGGGUUAGCCGUAGUUUUGGGGUUCCUCAUCAUGGGCAUAAUUGCAGAGCUUUACUAUCUUCUAUGCCGGAAGAAGAAAAUAAUCAAUACUACACAGGUUGAAGACGGCGACGGCGACGGCGACGGCGACCAUGCUAAAUUCACCAGAAACCCACCUGAGAUCCGCCAUGGAUUGGACGUUGAGCUCGGCGACGAACAAGAAGAAGAAGAAGAAGAACAUGAAGAAGAGGUGAUGGGGAUUUACAAUCUGGCAGGGCAACCCAGAUUUCUGUUCACAAUCAAGGAAGAAUCAAACGAAGAUUUGGAAUCAGAAGAAUCAAGAACCAGAAGGUUGAGUGACAUAAUUACAGCAAUUGAAACUCCAUAUUUCACUCCCAUGGCGUCUCCGCCAUUGAAGGCUUCUCCUCCUCCUCCUCCUCCUCCUCUCGGCUGUUUAGAUUCGUAUAAACUGCAUGGAUUCAAUCCCCUGUUUGAAUCUUCGCCUCCUCCAAAGUUCAAAUUUCUUAGAGAUGCAGAGGAGAAACUCUGCAGAAGGCUAAUGGAAGAAGCCCAGAGAACCAAAAAGUUAUAAUCAAGCAUUUCGUUUCGUUAGCGUCUUGGCUCACACUCAUUCUCUUCUCCGAUUGAUGUGAGACCUCUCAAUCCACCCCUUUGGGGCCAGCGUCCUUGGUGGCACACCGUCUCAUAUCCACUCCUUUGGGGUUCAGUCUCUUCGCUGGCACAACGCCUGAUAUUUGGCUCUAGUACCGAUGUGGGACCCCCAAUCAACCCCUUUUGGGACCCAACGUUCUUGAUGACACACCGUCUUAUGUCCAACCACCUUCUGGGCUCAGUCUCCUCGCUCGCGCAUUGCUCCAAUCAACCCCUUUUGGGACCCAAUGUUCUUGAUGACACACCGUCUUAUGUCCAACCACCUUCUGGGCUCAGUCUCCUCGCUCGCGCAUUGCUCUGUGUCUGGCUCUGAUACCAUUUGUAACCGCCUAAGCUCAAGCCCACUAUUAGUAGAUAUUGUCCACUGGACUUUCUCCCUUGGAUUUCUAUUCAAGGUUAUUAAACGCUAGAGAGAAGUUUUCACACCCAUUCUAAAGAAUGGCCUCUCUAAUCGAGUGAUCU
Molecule: messenger RNA, 1249 nt
Organism: Cucurbita pepo subsp. pepo (vegetable marrow)
Lineage: Eukaryota; Viridiplantae; Streptophyta; Magnoliopsida; Cucurbitales; Cucurbitaceae
Source: RefSeq, a predicted model, not a curated record